AAUGUAAUGUAAUCCAACAGAAAGGAGAUAAUAAAUCUUCUGGCGGACAGAUUAAAGUUCACUACUUUCUCCCCUGGCUUCGAAUUCAAAUUCCCGAAGCAGCAAUGCUAAGGUCAUCUCAUCUUUCUCCCAUAAUAUCUCCUACUUUCUUUGCUCUUAAACUCUCUCUCAUUCCCAUUUUCUCCCUCUCUUCUUAUUCUUCUUCAUCGUCUUCUCACGUUCAUGAAAUCUCUCCACCCAAAACGAGGAAACCCUAUUCACUUUCUCUUGGUUUCAAGCCACUUCCUACUAUGGUAGGUCAUCCAUGCCCCAAAGCUUCGUUUAGCUCUGGGAGUGUCUCUGUAGACGCAAGAGAGAUAUUGGUACAGCACUUGCUUGUUAAAGAAGAUGAUCUUAACCUAUUGGUGGAGCUUCAGAAGAGAAUUUCAGCAGGAGAGGAUUUGAGUGACCUUGCCUUGGAAUACUCGAUGUGUCCAUCCAAAGCGGAGGGGGGAAUGCUUGGGUGGGUCAGAAAGGGGGAUAUGGUACCCGAAUUUGAGGAAGCUGCGUUUAACGCCCCUCUGAAUAAAGUUGUAAAAUGUAAAACUAAAUUUGGGUGGCAUCUGUUGCAAGUUCUUUCUGAGAGAGAAGAAUCUUCACUUCAAGAUAUUCAACCAGAUGAGUUGCAUGUUAAAAUGCAAGAUCCCAAGUUUGUUGAAGAGGUUCAGUUGAUUGAUGUUCGAGAACCUGAUGAAGUGGCCAAAGCUUCUCUGCCAGGUUUUGAGGUUCUUCCCCUUCGGCAAUUUGGAAGCUGGGGACCAGAAAUAACUACCAAAUUGGAUCCACAGAAGGAUACAUAUCUUAUGUGUCACCAUGGCAUGCGAUCAUUACAAGUUGCCAAGUGGUUACAGACACAGGGUUUUAGGAGAGUAUUUAACGUGGCUGGUGGAAUCCAUGCUUAUGCUAUGACGGCUGAUCCCUCCAUUCCUACUUAUUGAUAGAUUUUGCUAUUCCAUCGAUCAGUUUUGUUUUGGUGUCUCAUUCACCAUUCUUACAUUUCUGGAAGUGACUUUACUGGUGAUCACCAAUUUGCACUUCAAUAUUUUUGUUCAGAUCAGAAAUUAAUAAAUAAAUAUUUCUAGGUUUUGGAUAA
Molecule: messenger RNA, 1132 nt
Organism: Manihot esculenta (cassava)
Lineage: Eukaryota; Viridiplantae; Streptophyta; Magnoliopsida; Malpighiales; Euphorbiaceae
Product: rhodanese-like/PpiC domain-containing protein 12, chloroplastic
Exons: 8
Coding region: 105-977 (290 amino acids)
Molecular function (GO): peptidyl-prolyl cis-trans isomerase activity
Source: RefSeq, a predicted model, not a curated record